AUGGCCUAUAUUCUGUAUAGCGUCACUUUCCUUGUCCUUGUCAUUGGCACUGUUCUAUAUCUGACUAGAUCGCGAUGGCUUCACCAUGUUCCUAUGCCGGACUACCUGUAUGACCGACUGCCUACAAGCUUCACCGAUGACAUAGAAGCUGGUUUUACAUCAUCCGACUUUGAUCUUACGAACAACGUUGCUGAGGGCGAUUCGAGGUCUGGGCUAGAUAAAAAGGCGAAACGAGAAAUCAGAAGGAUAAUGAGAAAGCGACGGGUCAACUUCGAUGAGGCACGUCGAUUAUAUACAGAACAACGCUUCGCAAAUAAUAAUAUUGGGCCUGAUGGUCGGCCGAGGGAUCCUAAAUUUGUUUCCUUCUCGUGA
This is a messenger RNA of Talaromyces proteolyticus, 372 nucleotides long. RefSeq lists its product as uncharacterized. The transcript has 2 exons. Bases 1 to 372 code for a protein of 123 amino acids. NCBI's taxonomy places the organism in Eukaryota, Fungi, Ascomycota, Eurotiomycetes, Eurotiales, Trichocomaceae. The record is from RefSeq and is a predicted model, not a curated record.